CUGUUCGAUGUCGUAACGGUCGGUGACGCUCUGCUUCUUUUUUUUUUUUUUUUUUAAAUUAAACACCAACUGUCAACAGUCACAGCCCAACAAUUGAACCCUAAAUGAAACCGACGACGUGAAGACGGAGUUUGUCGCUUCGACGUCGUUUUUUUUUUUCGUUUUUCUUCUUCUCCUUCUUUUGAAGCGGAGCUGAUGUCAACAUGGCUGCGAAGUCCGACCAACUUCUCAUCGUCGUGUCCAUUCUGGAAGGGCGCCAUUUUCCGAAGAGCCCUCGUCUCAGCCUGGUGGUCCAGGCGAGCUUCGACGGCGAACAUCUGGAAACGGAUCCAGUGGAGCAUCGAGAGCAGCCGCAGUUCAGCACCGAGCUGGCCUGGGAGCUGGACCGCAAGACGCUGCAUCAGCACAGGCUGCAGCGGACGCCCAUCAAGCUGCAGUGCUUCACCCUGGACUCCGUCAGCAAGAAGAAGGAGAGCGUUGGCUACAUCGUCCUGGACCUGCGAUCGGUCCAGGAGGCCAGGCAGGAUCCCCGCUGGCACCCGCUGCUCAGCAGUAAAUACACCAAGCAGAAGGCGGCGCUGCUCGUCGGCACGCUGCUGGAGAACGACGCCAAGGCCGCAGCAGCUUCUCCUGACAAGAUCCGAGCCAAGAAGGCGGCGCCUCGACAAGGUUCUGGCCCGGCGGGCGGCGCUCUGCCCGCCAGGCUGGAGGCGGAGCUGAUCCCGGACCAGGGCUACCAUCAGGUCGGGCCUGCGGGUCGCUGUGGCGACAUGUUCGUCCUCUCCGUUACCGUCGCCUUCGCUACCAAACUGGAACAGCUGAUUCCCAGCACCAAGAAGCUGCUAGCGGAGGACUCUGGUUUCUUCUUCUACUACUCCCUGCUGGGGAACGACAUCACCAGCGAGCCGUUCCACAACCUGCUGAGUCCAGACUUCGAGCCGGAGCGCGCCUCGGUGCGCAUCCGCAGCAGCACGCAGGCGCUGCAGGCCUUCCUGACGCAGCAGUCCAGCCUACAGGUCCACCUGUGCUGCGGGAACCGCUCUCUGGGCAGCAGCGACGUUUCGCUGUCCGCCCUCGCUGCCGCCGCCACCGCCGACGACCUGGAGGCCAAGGGCGCCACGGUGGAGGGGGCGUUCGUCCUGCAGCCGCCGCCGCGCAGCAAGCUGCCGGCUCUCCCUGCAGAGCUGCAGCCGACGGUGGGCGUGGCCGUCACCCUGAGGAGGGAGGAGCCAGCGCCGCAGGUUUUGAGGGUAAAGGAUCCCAGCAGAGCUCCGCCUCUCCCUCCUGCUGUCGCUCCGACCCAGAAACCUGCCGCUUCCCCUCCUCUUCCUCCUCCUUCGUUCCGUACGGAGAGCGAGGCGGAGAGUCUGCUGGAGGAGCAGGAGCUCGACAGGAAGCUGGCGGCAGGUGAUGAAGGUGAUGCUCCUCUUCGUCACCCUGAAGGCGCAGCGUCCUCUGUCAGCGUCUCCGCCCCCAAAGUGUCCAUCCCGUCCUCCGCCCAUCACUACUGCUUCUCUCUGGACCUGCGCAGCCUGGCCAAGCUCGCCACGCCGCACCCCAUCGCCGCCAUGCUCAGGUGGGCUCCCAGUCUGACCAGCACCGCCGCCGGUCCUGCUCCCAGUCUGACCAGUACCGCCGCCGGUCCUGCUCAGGUGGGCUCCCAGUCUGACCAGCACCGCCGCCGGUCCUGCUCCCAGUCUGACCAGUACCGCCGCCGGUCCUGCUCCCAGUCUGACCAGCACCGCCGUUGCUGUUCCAGGGUUCCUCUGGUCGUGGAGCUGUGGGACCGCGGCUCCUCCAGCAGAGACCAGCUGCUGGGCUCGGCCUCCAUCCAGCUGCACCAGGUGCUGAGCUCGGAGAAGACCCGGCUGGGCCCGGCGGGCGACCCGGGCUGGAGGCAGACCCACCAGGACCGGAUCCCCGUGGUCCACCCCCAGCGGCCCGCGGAGCGCGUGGCGGAGCUGAGCUACGUGGCGACGCUGCAGGAUCUGGGCUUCAUUAAAGCUAAAGAGGUUCUGGUGUCGGACUCGAUCCAGGACGAAUGUCCCGCCGUCCCGAAGUCGUCUUCUCGCCCAGCGGCGCCCAAGCCGUCCCUGCCGCCGCCCGCCCCCCAGGUGCCCGGGGCCCCGCCGGCCCCCCAGGCCACCAGGGACACCCUGGAGUACCGCGCGGCCCUGGAGCUGGAGAUGUGGAAGGAGGAGCAGGAGGACCUGUUCGACGAUCAGCUGAAGCAGAAGGAGCUGCGGCACAUGCAGGCGCUGGCGGACGAGUGGAGGAAGAGAGACGGAGAGAGGGAGGCGCUGGUCAAGAAGAAGGAGCUGGAGUUCAACCAGCUGGAGGAGAAGCUGCAGAAGACGCUGUGUGACCUGGAGAAGAGGGAGAAGCAGCUGGCUGAGGCGGAGCUGCAGACUCAGCGUCUGCAGCGGGAGCUGAGAGCCGAACACGACCUGACCCAGAAGGAGCUGCAGGAGGCCAGCAGGCGGCUGCAGCGGGAGGGCGACCACCUGGUGGCGCUGGAGAGGGAGAAGGUCCGGCUGAUGGAGGAGGAGCGCGGCCGGCUGCUGCAGCAGAUGGCGGACGCAGAGGCCCGAUACCAGCAGCUGCAGAAGGAGUUCCAGCUCUACCGGGAGCAGCAGAACCAGCGGCCCGAGUUCAGGCUGCAGGCAGAAGUCAACCUGCUGGCGCUGGAGAAGGUGGAACUGGAGCGGAAGCUGGAGUCGACCACCAAGUCCAAACUGCACUACAAGCAGCAGUGGGGCCGCGCGCUGAGGGAGCUGGCCCGGUUCAAACAGAGGGAGCAGGAGAACGCCAUGGCGCGGCUGAAGAAGCAGCAGGCGGAGCUGGAGGCCAUGAGGCUCCGUUACCUAGCAACAGAGGAGAAGGACGCGGUGCGGCAGGACCGCCAGGAGCUGGACGACAUCAGGAACGAGCUCAACAGGCUGAAGAAGCAGGAAGAGGAGAAGUUAGGCCCCGCCCCCGCAGAGCCAGACUCCGCCCCCAGCCUGAACCUGAACGAGAGCGCGGAGGAACACCUGAGCCGCCUGCUGGAGGAGAGAGACACGCUGCUGAGGACCGGCGUUUACACGCACGACGACCGCAUCAUCGCUGAGCUCAGCAGGCAGAUACAGGAAGCCAUGAGGGACAGGAAGCUCUGACGGCCAAUCAGAGGGAGACGGCCGCCACACCGGCCAAUCAGCCGGGGACGUUUCACCUGAGGCCCGUGGAGAGGAACUGGGCCUGAUUCAGCUCCGUUGAGUUAACGUUGCACAGAAAUAAAACUUUAACUUGUA
Poecilia reticulata (guppy) is the source of this 3290-nucleotide messenger RNA. The record is from RefSeq and is a predicted model, not a curated record. Lineage: Eukaryota; Metazoa; Chordata; Actinopteri; Cyprinodontiformes; Poeciliidae.